AUGAGCAGCUCUACCGUCGGGUCCCUUCUGGCUGCCAUCGCGACUCUGAUCAGUGAUGGCCUGCGUAUCUUGAAAUUCGCCGAUAAGCACCACUGGGGACCUGACGAACACGAGCAACUGCGCCUGUUGGAGGAUACACUCGAUGACGCCAAAAAGGACUUCCAGGAACUGUCAGUCCUUGUCAACGGCCAACGCUAUUACAUGAACGAUCGCAGACGUGAGUUGACCAACCCCGAACUUGCACUUUUGCCCUGCCUUGUGGCGCCCCGAACCGCAUUUCCUGCACGAUUCUACGGGACCCCGCGAUUAAUCCGUUCUGUUAUUGCUGAUGUCGCCGCCGCCGCCGCCGCCGCUGCUGCUACCAGACCUUCCACUGACGCGAUCUUUCUAGCACAAUCGAUCAGCGAGUUGAAGAGGUUACAAGGGAAAUUCGAGACACAUAUCGAAAACUUCAAGGACUGGGCAAAGGUUGGCGGACCAAUCAACCCGAUAUGGGCACGAGAAACGACUGAAUUGCGCCGGGAACUGCACCGCGCGCAAUGCCGGGCGGCAAGGAGGAUAUUCAAUUCGGAACAGGAGUCUUCGUCAAGGUGUCUCGGCGCAUUCCUCGUCUACAGGAAACAGCGAGAAUGGGCGACCCGAACCAUCGUGACAGAAGAAGAGUUCCACCGGCGGCAUGUGGAAGAGGUCAGGGCGUGCAACAACAUUGGCAAGUUUGAGCGCUUCGGAGACAGAGACAUUGCCUUUGUUUGCGACUUCUGCGACGGCCACCUCGUGUGGGGGGACCUAGAAACCAUGCCGGCAGUGCGCGCGGCGACAGACGCCACGAUCAACGCCGUAAGGCCAGGUUCACCCACACAACUGCCGCACUGGCAGGCGACCGCCUACGGCGCCGCGAAUCGAGAGCAAAAGACGGUUGUGUAUGCGCCCUUAGCCAUCGCGAACCACAUCGCGCCAUACCAAGGGGAUUGGGUAGCUCGUCUGGAGUGCCCCUUCUGCGACGAGGCUCCGUACAUUGAACCCGGUGAAGACGGCGACGACGAGAUGAGAAACGCCCAAGAUGAGUCUGGCUUCGAAGACCUACAGGCGUUCCAAGAACACCUGGAGUGGCAGCACACGGCGACAUCAAUACCCGCCGUGCCGCUACCCAAAGCGGCCAAGGACUGCGUGGUGAUGUGA
Colletotrichum gloeosporioides is the source of this 1179-nucleotide messenger RNA. RefSeq lists its product as uncharacterized. The coding region runs from base 1 to 1179 and encodes 392 amino acids. NCBI's taxonomy places the organism in Eukaryota, Fungi, Ascomycota, Sordariomycetes, Glomerellales, Glomerellaceae. The record is from RefSeq and is a predicted model, not a curated record. The transcript is spliced from 2 exons.